Molecule: messenger RNA, 1098 nt
Organism: Auanema sp. JU1783
Lineage: Eukaryota; Metazoa; Nematoda; Chromadorea; Rhabditida; Rhabditidae
Source: the annotation of a GenBank genome assembly
AUGUCCAAUGCGACGCAUGUAAGUAGAAACCUGAUAGAUGAUUUACAACUUCUGAAUACAUCAGCAUAUAUUAUAACAAUAAUAAUUGGUGUUUGUGGUAACAUAUGGGUUGCAUGGAAGGUAGGGAUAGUGCUCAUGUUCGAUCGCACUUAUACAGUUCCCAGACAGAUUAUGUAUUGUAUUUUAUUUAUUUGUGUUGCUGAUUUAUUAGUACUUGUUGAUUUAAUAUUACUGGUUCAUUUUCGAUUAGUUGAUCAAUGGCUGUUUGGAGGUGUUGUUUGUAAGAUCUUCUAUGGCAUUGAAGUUGUAAAUAAGUUUGUUAUCCCUUUGGGUUUAGUUCAAAUAAGUCGUGUCUCAUACAGAGCAGUACUCUUGCAUAGCUCAAAGAAGCAUAUGAUGAAUUGUUAUCAUCGAACAGCUUGUGUCAUAGCAUUAGCAUCUAUUUUUGUAUUAAUGGUUUUUGUUUCUUUCUUCGCUGAAACAAACACUUAUAAAUUAUCUCGGAAAGGUUCUAGCAUUCAUAUUACAGUCUGCAAUUUCAACCCACCUCAAUAUUAUCAAGCAGUUUUUAAUUUAUUAGCUUUCGUCGUUGGAUAUAUAAUGACUAGUGCAUCAUAUGUCUAUUUCUAUUUGAAUGUACCAAUUAUUUUGAGAAGACGAUAUUCUACUAUUCAAACGAAUCAAGCCUGUACGCGAUUAAACGAUCAUUCACUGACCAGAGUUCGUCGAACAGUAACAGCUUUCGUAGUAGUUUAUCUAGCUUGCUGGACACCAUACUGGACACUGUUUUGGUUUCUCUCCUUUGUUAAUAUAGUCAAUCGGUGGAUCGUGAUAAUUUCAACUUUCACUCAUUUACUGCCAUAUGUUUCUUGUACGGCAUAUCCAAUCAUCUUAACAGCGAUGAACAAAUCGAUCAGACGAGCACAUUCGAACAUCAUAGACAACAAGAAGAAACAAUUUCUAACAAUAAGACAGGGAGCACUUCAGGCUAUGUCCGCUCAUAUGGGAAUGGUCCACUCGUGGAUGAAAGACGAUCAGCAAACCGAGAAAUCAUCACGAGCAGAAACUGUCAUAGAAAUGAGUGGUGUCCUUCUUUGA